Juglans microcarpa x Juglans regia is the source of this 2633-nucleotide messenger RNA. RefSeq lists its product as uncharacterized. NCBI's taxonomy places the organism in Eukaryota, Viridiplantae, Streptophyta, Magnoliopsida, Fagales, Juglandaceae. Bases 519 to 2390 code for a protein of 623 amino acids. The transcript has a single exon. The record is from RefSeq and is a predicted model, not a curated record.
UGUUUCCCAGCGAUGCACACCAACCAUAGAACUUCCCCCGAGUUUUUCUCGAAGACUUUUGAAGUUCAAGGAGCACGAGAUCAUUCUAGGCAAACAAACCAGGUACCUUGACGGCAUACCCGAAUCAUACUGUAUUUAUUUUAAGAUGUUUUCCGGAUUGACCUUGAUUUUCCUCGCCUAAUUUUCCUUCUUUUUCUUGAGAAUUUGUCACCUCCAGUUUAACCAUUCUGCUGAAGUCUAUUGUUGAUUCCUUCUUCUUCGUUCAAGUUCUCAGUGUGAAAGUUUAGGGUUUAGUCGGUUUUCGAUUAUGCCCCGUUUGGUUGAUGACAAAAGGUUGGGGUAGAACAGAUUUGGGUUUAGGAUUUUGUGGGUUUUUUUAGCAAUCUACGCUCAGUUUUGUCUGUAAAGACUCUUUAGAGGGGAAGAUUUGAUUUUCUUUAUUCUUUUGCGAAAUAAAAUUCAAAUAGAUUUUCCUUAUUGGCGCGUGAUUCGCACAACGGAGCGUUAAUGUUCUUGCAAUGGCACUCGCAUUUUUCUGGAACCUACAACAUUCAUGGCCUUUUUCAGUACUGAAAUAUGAUGACCUGAGAGUGUCGGAUAAAUUGGUUCGCAAACUUUCGGUACCUGAACACACGAAGCAAUUCAUUUUUGCAGUACAAGAGCCUGAAACGCAAUCCGUGAUUUACAUACUCGCUGCUCAGAAUUUGUCUGAGCGAUCAGCUUUAGACGCCGAAUCUUUAAUUAGGGAGGUUAGACCUGAUGCAGUUGUGGCUCAGGUUGGUCAUUUACCUCUGACAGAAAUUCAAUUAGAAGAGAGUGAAUUAAGAGAUGGGGUUCAUGACCCAGUCCCCACAUCGUCAUUUGAAGUGCUUAAGCGGUGUUUUAUUGAUAAGAGUAAUAAGGAGAAGUUUGAGAAUGUUGCUGGCAAUGUGGUUUUGCGAGAGAUUUUUGGGAUUGGUUUUCAUGGACAUUUUAUAGCAGCCAAGAGAGCGGCUGAGGAGUUUGGGUCUUCAUUCUUGGUGAUUGAAUCCCCAUUUAUGAAAUUUUGUGGUGAGGAUGAUAGCUUGGGUAAACUUGAUACAGGGAACAAGUUUCAAGGUCUGGUAAGUAGUUUGGUUCCUCAGAGAGCAGGCUCUGUUGUUUUAUUAAAUUCACAGAGAUUUUGCCUAACUAGUGAUGUUCAAAAACAGAUGGUGAAGUCAUUAUCCCCAUAUAUGGAUUUAUCAAUAUUGAGGUUUCAUCACUUGAGUUCUGUAUCAGAGGUGGGCUCAGAUGCAAUUCAACCAAUAUGCAGUUACGAGGCACCACCAUUUGCCCAGUCUAUUUAUCCUUUACUUUUGGAUCUACAUAAUAUAUUUGCUGGCCUCCCAUCAAUUGGAAGGGCUCUAGCUCAUGCUCAGAAAAUGCUUCUUGAUGUCAAUAGAGGUGCAACUGUGGACACCAGCAUCAUAUCUGAGGUCUACAACUUUCGAAUUGCAGUUGAGGGGCUGAGAAUUGCUUUAAACAAUGCUGGUCGGCUACCCAUUAACAAAAUAGGGAAUCCCAAAUCGGUAAAGAUGGAGUUUUCAGAGCUUCCAAUAGAGGAUAAGUCACAUGUGCUCUUUGCACAGACUCUUCGAAGCCAAACUAAGAAGUUCAAGACUACAGUGGCAGUAGUGGAUGCUACUAGCUUAGCAGGUCUUAGGAAACACUGGAACACUCCUGUUCCUCCGGAUGUCAAGGAUUUGGUUGAACAGCUUGUUAUGAAUUGUGAAGAUGAUGACGAGCAUUCAAAUCAUACAAACAAGAAACGGUUAUUGACUGGUAAACCUGUGGUGGCAGUUGGGGCGGGUGCAACAGCAGUUUUAGGAGCUUCAUCUCUCUCUAAAGUUGUUCCUGCAUCAACAGUCAUGAAGGUUGUAACAUUUAAAAUUCCUGCUUAUCUUAAAUUUUUUUUGAGCCAAACUCAGAAGGCAGUGGCACUGCCCCUUAGCAAGAUUCUUGCUUCAUCAAAAGCUGUAGCUCCAGGUAUUGCUAGUCAUGGAACAAAAACAUCUAUCUUGAAGGCAGCUGCUUCUGCUGAGAAGAUCCGGGUAGUAAGCCACAGUGUUAUAGCCUCCGUGGAGAAGACCAGUUUUUCAGCCAUGAGAACAGCAUUCUAUGAAAUAAUGAGAAAACGACAGGUUCGACCAAUUGGUUUCCUACCAUGGGCCACAUUUGGGUGUAGUGUUGCAACUUGCACAGGCUUGCUUGCUUUUGGAGAUGGGAUUGAAUGUGCUGUUGAAUCUCUUCCUGCAGCUCCAUCAAUUGCCAGUUUGGGACGUGGGAUUCAAAGUUUACACCAGGCAUCCAAGUUGGUGAUUCAGACAGAUGGCACCAGAAUACAGAAAUCUAUGGAAGCCCUAACAUAGUGAUUGAAGGAAGUACAGGUUCAAUAAUAGUUAGAUAAAGAAUGUGAUACCUCUUUCUUUGUGUGCUAGUUGAUUCCUUUUAAUGAAGAGAUUCAUUCCUAAGUUAUAUAGCUCGGAAAUAUUCUGUACAUAUAUAGAAUAUCAAAGGAGUUGCAUGGUGUGUUUGUUUUUGUGUGUCAAUUAUAAAUUAUCAUAGCUCUUUUAACAAAGGUGAAUAGUAAGUGCUUGAGAGAAAUUGUUAUU